This is a messenger RNA of Pichia membranifaciens NRRL Y-2026, 1629 nucleotides long. RefSeq lists its product as hypothetical. Lineage: Eukaryota; Fungi; Ascomycota; Pichiomycetes; Pichiales; Pichiaceae. Gene Ontology annotation, molecular function: amino acid transmembrane transporter activity. Gene Ontology annotation, biological process: amino acid transmembrane transport. Gene Ontology annotation, cellular component: membrane. The coding region runs from base 1 to 1629 and encodes 542 amino acids. The record is from RefSeq and is a predicted model, not a curated record. The transcript has a single exon.
AUGAACAAGCUGAAGGAGUUCUACGCAUUCAAACAGGAAUCGGAUACGGAGGAGGACGAGGGACGCAACGUUACGUCGGUGCAGUCAAACCGGUCAAUCCUCGUCGACCAGCAUGGCAAUCCUUCGGACGAGCAGGUGUUGAGCAGAGACUUCAAGGCGAGACAGGUGAGUAUGAUGGCUGUGGCCAGUGCGUUGGGGACCGGGUUGAUUAUCGGGUCCGGAACCGCGUUGAAGCGGGGUGGUCCGGCGUCGCUCUUUCUUGGGUAUCUCUUCACCGGGUCGUUGCUCAUGGUGGUGCUUUUUUCUCUCGGGGAGAUGGCUGCGUUUGCCCCAAUGGAUAAGGCCUUCUCGGGCUACUGCACGCGGUUCUGCGACAAGUCCUUGGGCUUUGCUGCCGGCUGGAACUACUUCUUCACCUACGCCAUCACCUUGCCUGCCGAGUUGAGUGCGCUUGGCAUCAUCAUCCAGUACUGGCGAGAAGACCUCAACCCGGGGAUCUUCAUCUCUGUUUUCUACGUCUUGGUCAUCUUCGUCAACUGGUUCAACGUGCGGGUCUACGGUGAAACCGAGUUCUGGGGGUCUGUCGUCAAGUUGCUCACCUUGGUCAUCUGCUUCAUUACCUGUAUCGUCAUCACCGCCGGUGGUGCGCCAAACCACACCACCAUCGGCUUCCAGCACUGGAGAGAGCACGCCUUCCUCGAGUACCUCUCCGAGGGGAGCACCGGCCGCUUCCUCGGCUGGUGGGCAUGUGUCAUCCAAUCUGUCUUUGCCUAUAGCGGAAGCGAGUGCAUUGGAAUCAUCUUCGGUGAAGCCCCAGACCCGCGGAAGACCGUCCCCUCCGCCACCAGACAGGUGUUCUUCAGAAUCGGCUUUGUCUACAUCCUAGGGGUCUUCAUCCUCGGUCUCGCCGUCUCUCCGCUGAACCCACUGCUAGGCGCUGCCUCUUCGAGUAACGCCGCUGCCUCUCCCUUCGUCAUUGCCUUCAAGACCGCGGAAAUCAAGGUUCUCCCUUCCUUCAUCAACGCCUGCUUAUUGUUCUUUGUCGGCGCCGCCGCCAACUCCGAUGUCUAUCUCGGCUCCCGUACCCUUUACGGCUUGGCCAGAGACGGCAUGGCCCCUAAGAUCUUCCUCAAGUUGAACAGAAAUGGGAACCCAUACUACGCUUCUCUCUUUACGGCCCUCUUUGGUCUUUUGGCAUACAUGAACUGCAAGGAGUCCUCGUCCACCAUUUUUGGCUACUUCACCAGUGCCGACAGUGUCUUCGGCUUGUUGAUCUGGAUCAACAUCCUCCUUUCCUACUUCACUUUCUACAGUGCCACCGUAGAACAGAAAGUUCCAAGAGAAGACAUUCCUUUCAGAAUGUGGUUCCAACCUUACCCGGCAUACAUCGCCUUCUUCUUCCUCGUCAUCAUCACCUUCUUUAACGGUUACAACGCUUUCAUGCCAAACUUCCAGUAUAAGCAAUUCAUCACUUGCUAUAUUGGAAUUGCUGUCUACCUUAUCAUGAUCUUGGGCUACAAGUUCUAUUACAAGACCGAAAGAGUGACCGCCAAGACUGCAAGGUUGUACAACUACGUGGAGACUGUCGUCACCAUUGAUGAGAACCUUGAAAAGGAACCAGUCGUUUAA